This is a messenger RNA of Diatraea saccharalis (sugarcane borer), 2607 nucleotides long. NCBI's taxonomy places the organism in Eukaryota, Metazoa, Arthropoda, Insecta, Lepidoptera, Crambidae. The record is from the annotation of a GenBank genome assembly.
AUGAGUGAUUAUCCGGAUCCCGAUGAAGAAUACGAACUUAUGUAUGCUGAUGAUCUUGAGUUACUAAAGGAACAUGAGGACAUUGAGCCAAACAUUGUCAAAAGGAAGCCGCUUCCUGCAAAAAGAAGCUUAGAUUUCUCUAGCCCUGUUACUAAAAAGCUUCCUGUAAUUACUGAUUCUACACAAGAGAACGAUGAUAAUCGUAUCCCCUUAUCCCUAACGCCUAACCUUCAGUAUACGGAAGAUUCAUUAACACCUGCUCAGUCAAAUAAAAGAACUGCGGAUGAAUUGUUUGGGGAUAUAGAUGAUAUAGAUUUUGAUAACGUAGAAUUGCCAAGUAAAAGACAAAAGACUGAAGAAGAAACAGAUUUAGAAUUGAUAAAUAAAAUUGUGGAAAGCAGAAAGCUUAAACAAAUGCUAUUGGAACCUUCAAAUGUGCAACGGAAGUUUGAAUCUGUGUUUAAUGCUAAGGAAAAUUUGUCUCUAGAUAUACCAAGGUGGCCAUUUAUGCCAGUCACAAACUCUGAUGGAGAAAGAGUGUACGUAAGAUUUGAAUCAGAAGAUGCAUGGGAUCAGUCACUGGAAACAUCCACUAAUCAUCACAGUUUACAUUCCAUGUAUACUAAAACAUGGGAUGAAGCUAGACAAAUGUUACAAAAAAAACAAGAGGAGGAGCAGAUUCGACAGUCACAAGAGUUGCUUCCAGAAGUCAUAGUAGAUGUCAAUAGCAAUAAUUUAUGGGUGGAGAAGUAUAGACCAAAGUCAUAUAUAGAUUUGCUAUCCGAGGAACCAGUUAAUAGAGCACUUCUACAUUGGCUACAUUUAUGGGAUAAGAUUGUGUUCAAAAAAGAAGUAAAGACUACAGAGCCUCAGCAAAGAAACAGUUUCAGUAAACGUACUGGACAAUUCCAACUGAGUAACAAAUGGCGGGGCAAACGGGAGGCGGAGCCCGAGUUGGGUGAAGAUGGCCGUCCGCACCACAAAGUGGCAUUGCUGUGCGGUCCACCGGGUGUUGGGAAAACUACUCUAGCGCACUUAUUGGCUAGAAUUGCAGGAUAUCGGCCUGUGGAGUUAAAUGCUUCAGAUGAACGUAGUACAGAAGCAUUCAGAACAGCUCUGCAGAGUGCGACGCUUAUGCGUUCCGUACUCGACGCCGAAAAGAGGCCCAACUGUCUUAUUUUAGAUGAAAUAGACGGUGCACCUCUCCCGACGGUAGAGUUGUUAGUGAAAUGGUGUACAGCGUCGGCUGUGGAAGGCAAGAAAAAAGCUAAAUCACAACCCCUGAAGAGGCCAGUUAUAGCCAUAUGUAAUGAUUUAUAUGCCACAUCUCUUAGACCAUUGAGAUCGGUAUCGCUAGUGAUCCACGUGGGCGGGGUGUCGCUGUCGCGGCUGUCGUCGCGGCUGCAGCGCGUGGCGGCGUGCGAGGGCGUGGUGGCGCGGCCGCGCGUGCUGGCAGCCCUGGCGGCGCGCGCGCAGGGCGACGUGCGCGCAGCCCUGCACGCGCUCAGCUUCACCGCGCGCAGGGGACUCACGCAGAUGAAAAUGGAGGAUGUAGAAAAACUUUCGAUUGGUAAUAAAGACUGCAGCAAAAGUCUGAUGCAGGCUUUAAUUGCUGUGUUUACAGCGGGCGAGGGUGAUAUCAUGAAGACAGUGCAAGCGGCUGGAGAAUAUGACAGGCUUAUAGACGGAAUAUUCGAGAAUUACCUAUCAGCCCGUGUAGACUCUCGUCUUCGCAUAGCUUGCGAAACUCUAUCUUGGCUGAGACUAUACGAUUUGGUUUAUUCUUGGACUCUACGAGGGCAGAACUACUCGUUAUAUGGGUUACUGCCGAUGUGUAUAGCGCGAUGUCACACAAUAUUAGCUACAAAAGCAACACUCAAAUUGAAGUUUCCUAUGCAAGCGCAUGAGGUACAAAAAAGGAAGAGUGAGUUGGAGAGUAUAGUGAAAUCAGUAUGGAGAGGCAGCUCGCCCUCUGUCCUUCUCACUCUGACUCCUCUGCGACUUGACUUGAUACCGUUGUUGCCGUAUCUUCUCAAUCCGACGCUGAGGUCUGCGAAUGUGCAGUUGUGCAGCGAGCGCGAGCGCGAGGCGGUGCGCACGUGCGCGGCCGCCAUGUGCGACUACGGGCUGCAGUACGUGCAGCAGCGCACCGACGAACAUCUGUACGCAUUCGUGCUAGAACCGGACGUGCACAAGGCGGCCUUUAUAGGUAAUGAAGAAAAAAUGAAACCUCCGCCUCCAGUGCGUCAAGCAAUAGCGAGAGAACAACAGCUCGAGAUUAUACGGCGUAACGAGAUGAUGGCUACUAGAGUGAAUACAAACAAGCCUGGACCUUCAGAAGCUAAAUCCACAAACGAUAAGAAAGUUACUCUUGUUCCUGCUAAAGAAGCUCGCCUACCCAACCAUUUACAACGGCUGAAACCAAAAGAUGUAGACAAAACACCCCAGGUCCACAAAGACUUUUUCGGUCGCAUCGUUCCGCUCUCACAAGUACAACGUUCAGAUGCUGUUCCAGACGUGAUUUCGUCAUCAAACGUAUUCUACCAAUACCGUGAGGGUUUCAAUAACGCUGUCCGUAGAAAUGUACGGAUGCGAGACUUAUUAUAG